AUGGGUCUUUUCAACACAAAGCCAGCCUCCUCCGGCUCGGAAACCGUCCACGCCAAAUCCGAGGCGACGACGGUCGUUCCCAGCCAAAAUGUGUCCAACACCGACCUUGACAAGACCGCUCAACUAGAGUCUUCUGUGGCAGAAGAUCAGCCGUACAACAACUUGAACCACUCGGAACCACAGACAGAGCCGAUGGAGAAAAAGAUAGAGGUCGAAAACACAUUGUCGAGCAAAGACUCGUCCGAGCUUGAAGUCCAGAAUGAAGAAAGGCAUGCCGAUGGGAUGGUCCCUUCUCCAGAAGAUGAUGAGGCUGUCUAUCCAAGCGGUGUCAAACUAGCCCUCAUCACUCUCGCCCUUUGUCUGGCUGUCUUCCUCGUCGCCCUGGACAACACCAUCAUCGCCACGGCUAUUCCCAAAAUCACCGAUCAUUUCAAAUCUCUUGGAGACGUCGGUUGGUAUGGCUCGUCAUAUCUGCUGACCACUUGCGCUUUGCAAUUGUUUUUUGGAAAACUGUACACAUUUUUCUCCAUCAAGAACGUCUUCCUAAGCUCCAUCGUCGUCUUUGAGGUCGGCUCCGCCGUCUGUGGUGCUUCGCCCACUUCUGAUGCACUCAUUGUGGGUCGUGCCAUUGCAGGUGUCGGUUCUGCUGGUAUCUUUUCUGGGGCACUGGUCAUCAUCGCCUACACAGUGCCUCUGGUCAAACGACCGAUUUACACCGGCAUUAUUGGUGCCAUGUACGGCAUUGCUUCCAUUGCGGGCCCUUUGCUGGGAGGCGCCUUUACUGAUGGGCCUGGUUGGCGUUGGUGCUUCUAUAUUAAUCUUCCCCUCGGUGCCGUCACCCUGAUUGUCAUUUUCUUCUUUUUCCAAUCCCCAAAGAGAAGAGCCGAGAAGAAAGUGUCUUUCAAGGAGAGAGCUUACCAGUUGGAUCUGGGCGGGACCGCUCUUUUCAUCGUCGACAUCGUUGUCUGUCUUCUGGCUCUUCAAUGGGGCGGAUCCAAGUACCCAUGGUCCAACUGGCGUAUCAUUCUCUGCUUGACACUGUUUGGAGUCCUGACCAUCCUCUUUAUCAUUGUGCAAUACUUUAUGAAGGAAUUUGCCACCAUUCCUUUCAACAUCAUCUCCCAACGCAGCGUCGCUUCAGCAUCCUGGUUCGCUUUUGCGUUGGGCUCGGCAUUCUUCGUCCUCAUCUAUUGGGUCCCCAUCUGGUUCCAGGCUAUUAAAGGCGCCACGGCUUUUAAGUCUGGUAUCAUGUGCCUUCCCAUGGUUCUGGCAUUGGUCAUCGCAAAUGUGGUAAGUGGCAUCGGUACCACCGCCAUUGGAUAUUACACCCCGUUCUAUUAUGGGAGCGUCGUGCUCUCCGCCAUCGGUGCGGGCCUUCUUACCACUUUUGAGACGACCACCGGGCACGAAAAGUGGAUUGGAUAUCAAGUCAUCUACGGAUUUGGGGUUGGCUUUGGAAUGCAACAAGCCUUGAUCACCGUGCAGGCUGUUCUGCCACUCAAGGACGUCCCCACGGGCACGGCCUUGGUCAUGUUCAUGCAGACCUUUGGAGGAGCCUUGUUUGUGUCUGUGGCCCAGAACGUCUUCAACAAUCGGCUAAUUGACGAGAUCCCAAAUUACGCUCCAGGCAUUGAUCCCGCCAUUAUUCUCCAUGUCGGUGCUACUUCGCUGAAGGAUCAAGUGCCUGCCGCACUCUUAGCGGGUGUGCAGACGGCCUACAACAAAGCCCUCACGAAUACCUGGUAUAUCUCAGUGGCCAUGGCAUGCUUGUCCGGGAUUGGGGCGGUGUUUGUCGAGUGGAAGUCUGUCAAGGGCAUGAAGCCUGGUGCAGUUGCUGCCUAG
Messenger RNA from Exophiala dermatitidis NIH/UT8656, 1842 nucleotides. RefSeq names its product DNA repair protein RAD50. The record is from RefSeq and is a predicted model, not a curated record. NCBI's taxonomy places the organism in Eukaryota, Fungi, Ascomycota, Eurotiomycetes, Chaetothyriales, Herpotrichiellaceae. Gene Ontology annotation, molecular function: transmembrane transporter activity. The coding region runs from base 1 to 1842 and encodes 613 amino acids. The transcript is spliced from 3 exons. Gene Ontology annotation, biological process: transmembrane transport.